CUGUCGUGGACACCUUGCUGCAGAUGACAGGCGCUCAGGUGAGAGAUACAAUGCGAAGACUAGGGUCCAGUUCAGAAGAAUGUGCCAGACUCAGUGCUGCCCUCUCCUGUCUAAAGAGUGCCACUGAAUCAGGGGGCGAACUAAGAGAUGACAGCAGUCUCUGGCUGUCUGAGCCCACCAGAAGGGACAGCGGCUCUCUACUGACAGCAGACCAGCUAGCCAACCUGGGGACUCCACUUCGCCCUCACAGUCCCUCGCCUCUAGCCCGCCCAUCCGCCAUCCAGUCCACCCCAUCUACUCCCUGUGCUACCUUCCCCCACCCUCGCUCGGGCUCAGUGUCAGCGGCGCCCACGCCAGAGGCACAUGGCGACAGCCCCCUCACAGAUCCAUUCCCCAUGUCCUUUGCCCGCGCAGCCCGGCUCCACGGGCACGCCUCCACCCCCCCCAUAACGCCUCCUUCAAAGAGGCGUCGGCUGAAGCCUCCCUGCACCCCUCCGCCGCCGUCCCGCACGGUGCUGCACCUGCUUCCCAACAUCACUCUGACACGCAGCAAAAGCCACGAGUCUCAGCUGGGCAACCGCAUCGAGGACCCUCCCACUAACAAGUGUGUUAAAAAGAACAAGUUGUUUCUGAACAUGCAAGUUAACGGUAAUGGAUGUGAGGACUUGCCUUCUCGCUACCCCGCCGUGUCUGCACGCACGCCCGGAAUCACCCCAGCUGCCGCCACAGCACCUUACACCCUUCCUGGAACUCCCACUCUGCUGGAGGAGCACAGCACAAUUAAGAAUAAUGUAGCAGUGCAUCGCAGCUCCCCACAAGCAGGAAGGAGGGACAUAGGGCUUGCAGUCACGCACAGGUUUUCCACCAAGUCCUGGUUGUCCCAGACGUGUCAAGUGUGCCAGAAGAACAUGAUGUUUGGAGUUAAGUGCAAACACUGUCGAUUAAAGUGCCACAACAAAUGCACAAAGGAGGCUCCAUCCUGCAGAAUCUCCUUUCUGCCAAUCGCCAAAAUUCGGAGGACCGAGUCAGUUCCUUCUGAUAUAAACAACCCUGUGGAUCGGCCACCGGAGGCACCGCAGUUUGGCACCCUGCCAAAGGCCAUUACAAAAAAGGAUCAUCCACCAGUGCUGAACCAGCUGGACUCCAGCAGCAAUCCAUCCUCCACCACUUCAUCCACACCUUCUUCCCCAGCGCCAUUCCAACAGAGCAACCCCCCAAGUGCCACCCCACCACCUAACCCUUCGCCCAAAGGUCAUCGAGACAGCCGCUUUAAUUUCCCAGCUGCCUGUUACUUUCAGCAUAGACAGCAAUUUAUCUUCCCGGAUGUUUCCGGUCCUGCAAACUUGCACUCAGAUGUUCUCCAGGACACAGUCAGUGAGAUAGAGCAAUCAUCGGAUGACAUACAUUCUCAGCUCGUAGAAGAUGAUGAUGAAGAGGAAGGGGACGAGGAAGUCGAGGUUGAAGAUGAAGAUCCCGAAGGGGAGGAGGAAGACGACGAGGAAGAUGACGAGGACAAUGUGGACGGAGGGGAAGAUGAGGACGACAGAGGAGAGAUCAGGAUGAACGUGGGCUCCGAUGGCGAGUGCGAUGAGCUGGAUGAUCUGCCCAAUUCUCGGGGAAACCAGUGGAAGGGCCCCAUCUCCCGCAAGGCCAGUCAGACUAGUGUUUACCUGCAAGAGUGGGACAUCCCCUUUGAGCAGCUGGACCUUGGAGAGCUCAUAGGAAAGGGCCGCUGGGGAAAAGUGCAUAAGGGUCGGUGGCAUGGUGAGGUAGCAAUCCGGCUUCUUGAGAUUGAUGGGAACAAUCAGGACCACCUGAAACUCUUUAAAAAGGAGGUGAUGAACUACAGGCAGACCAGGCACGAGAAUGUGGUUCUCUUCAUGGGGGCCUGCAUGGCUCCACCACACCUCGCCAUCAUCACCAGUGAUGUUCUUUCACUCCUGCAGUUUUGAAAGGGGAGGACCCUCUAUUCAGGUCGAGACACUAAAAACACUCUGGAAAAUAAGACGAGACAAAUUGCUCAGGAGAUUGUAAAGGGGAUGGGCUAUCUGCAUGCCAAAGGCAUCGUUCACAAAGACUUGAAGUCAAAGAACGUUUUUCACGAUACCAACAAGGUUGUGAUCGCAGACUUUGGCCUGUUUGGGAUCUCUGGAGUUGUUCAGGAGGGAAGGCGUGAGAAUAAACUCAAACUUCCUCAUGGCUGGAUUUGCUACCUUGCGCCAGAGAUUGUGCGUAGGAUGAGCCCAGGUAACAAUGAGGACCGCCUUCCUUUUUCCACCGCUGCAGAUGUGUACGCUUUUGGCACAAUUUGGUAUGAGCUUCAAGCUAGGGACUGGCCAAUCAGUAACCAGCCUGUGGAAGCUACCAUCUGGCAGGUGGGGAGCGGAGAGGGCAUAAAGAAGGUCCUGGCAGAGAUCAGCCUGGGAAAGGAGGUCACUGAGAUCCUCUCUGCCUGCUGGGCGUACGACUUGAGAGAGAGGCCGACCUUCACACAGCUGGCUGACAUGCUGGAGAAGCUACCCAAGCUCAAUCGCAGGCUGUCCCACCCUGGACAUUUCUGGAAGUCUGCAGAGUUGUAGCCGUCACUCUGAAACAUAAGCAAUGCAAAACAAAGCCUGGGUCUGCCUUGCAUGCUCCUGAAUCCUUAACUCUUACAGGAUUGAUCAAAGCAUUGCCUCUGCCUGAAACAGGCGCCGCUUCCACUAAUCCACAGUCUGAUCUUCCGUGUUGUGUUUUUCUUGUUUUGGAAGAGAGGAUCGUUGGACUGUGGUGUGGCAGGCAACCAUCGUCUCCCUCCACACCAGAUCCCUUCACUUGUCUAAAAACUAUUUGCCUUCCUUUUGGGCUUCUUUUAUAAUGUCAGUCGGGACUCUGAGGCUUCUGAGUAACUGGCUUUGUGGCGUCUGUGCUGAGACUGACUGGUGUGCUGUGGUCUGUGCCUGCUGAUGGCUGCCCUGUCCUCAGCCCUGCUCAAACUUCUCUGUGCUGCUGUGAUGUGGUUGUUCUUGCCGGGGGGGUCCUGACCACAUGGCUCUCUUUCUAUCUGAAACAAACACACACACUCACACACUGCUGGAGAUAAAAUGGACCUUACUACCAAUCAGACCACUUCUGUAUUUUCCCCGGGGGAAGCGGGGGGUGACACAACUUUGACAGGCUGCUGGAGUGAUGAUAUCUUAAAUCACCUGCUGCUGUGCUCCUCCUCGUCAGUGUUUUUUUUUCUUUUUUGUAAGGACUGUGUGAUGGCAUGUGCUGAGAAGUCUAAAUGCAAUAUGCACUUUGUCAACGAAAUAAGAAUCAUCAUAGUCUUUUGUUUUUUUUUUUUUUUUUUUUAAAGUUUGUUUUUGAGUAGUCAUUUUUGCAGUUUUUCCUCCUACGGAAAGCCUUUGAGGCGUGGACAGUGUGAUAUGCUUACGUGUAAUUUGUCACUUUGGAGUGUAGUCUGGUAAAUUCACUGUUUAUUGGAUGCAUUUGAAAACAGGGCACUGAUAAAGACUUACGUAUGCUAAACAAGUUGAAGUGAAAAAAAAACACAAAAACACAAAAACCCUGCAAUCUACACGGGAACAGAAUACUACUGGCUAUUUAUGGUUACAGACUUUUUAAUAACAAUCUUCAUCUGUUGAAGUGUGAAGUGCACCUUAAAAAGAAUACAAGUUGCUUCGAGGAGCUGAGUGAUCGCAAUUCCUGCGCAAAAAAAAAAAAAAAAAAGAGGAGGAGAGAAAUCGGGAACCUGGCGCAAAAAGUGUCCUAUACCUUCCUUAAACAGUACCUCUUGUGCGUGCUUGUGUCUACUGUUUGUGAUCGCUGGCUUCAGUUGGCGUGCUUGUAUUUGUGUUUCGUGUGGGUGCACGUGCGGCUGAGUGAGCGUACUGUGUUGGAAUAUGUAGGGUUGAUUUUUGUGAAAGACUGCAGUUAAUGUUGUGUUGCAAAUCCAAUGGUAUGUAAUGUACUGUAAAUACAUUAUUUAAUGUACAGCAAAUUAACAGGAUUCUUCUAAUAUUUGUACAAACAUUUUAUAUGUAAAAUACAUGACAUUUUUGAAUAGGUACUGCUAUGGCUAUUACAGAUGUGUAUAUAUAUUUAUAUUUUUUUCAUGUACAGAAUGCUGUAUAAAAGCUGUACAAUUUUUUUUCUUUGUUUUUUCUUUGUUUUUUUUUUUUGUUUUUUUUUUUUAGAAUGGGCCAAUCUGUGUUAUUUUUUGUUUGUUUUUUAAAUGUUAUUGUAAAAAUUCAUAUUUUUGUAUUGCAUGUGAUUACCAUUCUGUACACACAGUUUGUGUUU
Archocentrus centrarchus (flier cichlid) is the source of this 4284-nucleotide messenger RNA. RefSeq names its product kinase suppressor of Ras 1-like. Gene Ontology annotation, biological process: protein phosphorylation; Ras protein signal transduction. Gene Ontology annotation, cellular component: cytoplasm. Gene Ontology annotation, molecular function: ATP binding; protein kinase activity. The record is from RefSeq and is a predicted model, not a curated record. NCBI's taxonomy places the organism in Eukaryota, Metazoa, Chordata, Actinopteri, Cichliformes, Cichlidae.